CUCCUUUGCUGUCUCUGCUAAGCUCAGCUCUCCAAAACAAACUAUCAUCGCCAAGCAAACAACGGACAACUAAGAACAAGAGGAGGAGAGAGGAGCCAGGAGGACAACCAUUACAGUAAGCUGAGUGAUAGCCAUGGUGGCAGCAGCGUCGGCGGCCGCCCCGCCCCACGUCCUCCUCUCCAACUCCCGCUCCCUCUCCAACCUCUACUCGUUCCAGCUCCGAGCCUUCGACUCCUCCUCAUCCCGGGGCCUCCUCAGCGGUAAUAAUGCUGCAUUGAGGACCAAGGCGCGCACUGGAAAUGGGGUCCGGUGUGCGACGGUGGGGACUGCAGAGGAAGCUGAGACUAAGAAGAAGAAGGGAGUUUACGAGAUACAGACGCUGACGACGUGGCUGCUGCAGCAGGAGAAGUCGGGAGUGAUCGACGCUGAGCUCACCAUAGUGCUGUCGAGCAUCUCGAUGGCUUGCAAGCAGAUAGCGUCGCUCGUGCAGAGGGCCGGCAUCUCCAACCUGACCGGCAUCCAGGGCGCUGUCAAUGUUCAGGGUGAGGACCAGAAGAAGCUCGACGUCGUCUCCAACGAGGUUUUCUCGAACUGCUUGAAGUCGAGCGGGAGAACGGGCAUAAUUGCGUCGGAGGAGGAGGAUGUGCCAGUGGCCGUGGAGGAGAGCUACUCAGGAAACUACAUAGUGGUGUUCGACCCACUCGAUGGAUCCUCCAACAUCGAUGCCGCAGUCUCCACCGGCUCCAUCUUCGGUAUAUACAGCCCCAACGAUGAGUGCCUUGCCGACAUUGGUGAUGACCCAAACUUGGGCUCAUCAGAGCAGAGGUGCGUGGUGAAUGUGUGCCAGCCCGGGAGUAACCUUCUCGCGGCUGGCUAUUGCAUGUACUCGAGCUCUAUCAUCUUCGUCCUCACAAUUGGGACUGGAGUCUACGCCUUCACACUCGACCCCAUGUACGGUGAGUUUGUGCUUACCCAGCAGAAGAUCCAGAUCCCCAGGGCAGGCAAGAUUUACGCCUUCAACGAGGGAAACUACCUGCUGUGGGAUGACAAGCUGAAGAAGUACAUCGAUGAUCUCAAGGACCCAGGACCCAGUGGGAAGCCCUACUCGGCCCGGUACAUCGGGAGCUUGGUCGGGGACUUCCACAGGACUCUGCUGUACGGUGGAAUUUAUGGGUACCCGAGGGACAAGAAGAGCAAGAACGGCAAGCUUAGGCUGCUCUAUGAGUGCGCCCCGAUGAGCUUCAUCGUGGAGCAGGCUGGCGGGAAGGGUUCGGAUGGCCACCAGCGGAUUCUUGAUAUCCAGCCAACUGAGAUACAUCAAAGGGUUCCACUCUAUAUCGGAAGCGUGGAGGAAGUCGAGAAGUUGGAGAAAUACCUUGCUUAGCUUGAUCAAGUCUUUCGAAAUAGACCAAAUUUUCAAGGACACAUAUGGAAUUGUUCUCGUGGCACUUUCAUGUUUAUGCCACUAAAUUCCAAUUGUAAAAAGAAAAAGUAUCGUUCGUCAAUAUAUUUCAGUUUUCGAUUCACUUGGA
This is a messenger RNA of Punica granatum (pomegranate), 1532 nucleotides long. The record is from RefSeq and is a predicted model, not a curated record. Lineage: Eukaryota; Viridiplantae; Streptophyta; Magnoliopsida; Myrtales; Lythraceae.